AUGUCUCCUUUUGAAGUAGUAUAUGGCUUUAAUCCUUUAACUCCGUUAGAUUUGUUACCUUUACCCGAUAUUUAUUCUAUGACUAACAAAAAUGGACUUGCCAAAGCAAAUUUUGUGAGGAACUUGCAUAAAGAGUUAAAGGCCCAAAUAGAAAAGAAGAUGGAGAAGUUAGCCUCUAAGGAUAACCAAGGGAGGAAGAAGAUCAAGUUUGAACUUGACGAUUGGGUGUGGGUUCACUUAAGGAAGGAGAGAUUUCCUUCUAAAAGGCAAUCUAAACUUUUACCAAGAGUAGAUGAAUCAUUUCAACUUCUUAAAGAAUCAAUGACAAUGCCUAGAAGAAUGAAUAUUAAUGACUUGUCUCCAUUUAAUGUAGGUUCGAAUUUGAGGACAAAUUUGCUUCAAGAAGGAGGGAACGAUAGAGGAAUAUCCCUAGAUUCCAUAGAAGAAAAACUUGAAGAUGAACCUUUACAAUUCAAAGGACCUAUGACAAGGCAAGGAGCAAGAGAUUGA
Vigna unguiculata (cowpea) is the source of this 510-nucleotide messenger RNA. Lineage: Eukaryota; Viridiplantae; Streptophyta; Magnoliopsida; Fabales; Fabaceae. The record is from RefSeq and is a predicted model, not a curated record.